GCCGCCCUCAGAGCAGCUCCAGCAGCCGCGCCGCCUGGCUUUUUGUUUUCCUUGUUCUCCGCGGGCCGUGGCGGGGCUCCGCGCCGCGGCUGUUAGUCAUGUCGGAUUCUGGAAGUUACAGUCAGUCUGGGGGUGAGCAGCAAAGUUAUUCUUCCUAUGGAAAUCAAGGCAGUCAAGGCUAUGGACAAACAUCACAAAGUUAUUCUGGCUAUGGGCAAACGACUGAUUCUUCGUAUGGACAAAACUAUGGUGGUUACUCCGGUUAUGGACAAAAUCAAUCAGGUUAUUCACAGUCUUAUGGUAGUUAUGAGAAUCAAAAGCAGAGUUCAUAUGGCCAGCAAUCAUACAAUAACCAGGGACCUCAAAGCACGGAAUCAUCAGGAGGUCAAGGUGGAAGAGCACCUUCAUAUGGCCAGUCAGACUAUGGUCAGCAAGAUUCUUAUGACCAGCAGUCAGGUUAUGAUCAGCAUCAAGGCUCAUAUGAGCAGUCCAAUUAUCAGCAACAUGAUUCCUAUAAUCAAAACCAGCAGUCUUACCAUUCACAAAGGGAAAACUACAGCCACCACACACAAGAUGACCGUCGUGAUGUGAGUAGGUAUGGAGAAGAUAAUAGAGGAUAUGGCGGGUCACAGGGAGGAGGUAGAGGGCGUGGGGGAUAUGACAAGGAUGGAAGAGGUCCUAUGACAGGAUCAAGUGGUGGUGACCGCGGUGGCUUCAAAAAUUUUGGUGGUCACAGGGAUUAUGGACCCAGACCAGAUGCCGAUUCAGAGUCUGAUAAUUCAGAUAACAACACAAUCUUUGUGCAAGGACUUGGGGAGGGUGUGUCUACAGAUCAAGUGGGAGAGUUCUUUAAGCAAAUAGGAAUUAUCAAGACUAACAAAAAGACUGGAAAACCAAUGAUAAAUCUUUAUACAGACAAAGACACAGGAAAACCAAAAGGGGAAGCAACAGUGUCAUUUGAUGACCCUCCAUCAGCUAAGGCAGCCAUUGAUUGGUUUGAUGGAAAAGAAUUCCAUGGAAACAUCAUUAAAGUGUCAUUUGCCACUAGAAGGCCUGAAUUUAUGAGAGGUGGUGGAAGUGGAGGUGGACGCCGAGGCCGAGGAGGAUAUAGAGGCCGUGGAGGUUUUCAGGGGCGAGGUGGAGACCCCAAGAAUGGGGACUGGGUUUGCCCUAAUCCGUCAUGUGGAAAUAUGAACUUUGCUCGAAGAAAUUCCUGUAAUCAGUGCAAUGAGCCUAGACCAGAGGACUCACGUCCCUCAGGGGGAGAUUUCCGGGGGAGAGGCUACGGUGGAGAAAGGGGCUACAGAGGUCGUGGGGGCAGAGGUGGCGACCGAGGUGGUUAUGGUGGAGACAGAAGUGGGGGUGGUUAUGGUGGUGACAGGAGUGGGGGUGGUUAUGGUGGAGACAGGAGUGGGGGUGGCUAUGGUGGGGAUAGAGGAGGUGGCUAUGGAGGAGACAGAGGUGGUUAUGGUGGGGACCGAGGAGGCAGCUAUGGAGGAGAUCGAGGUGGCUACGGAGGAGACCGAGGUGGCUACGGAGGUGAUCGAGGAGGGUAUGGAGGUGACCGCAGCCGGGGGGCCUAUGGAGGAGACCGUGGUGGUGGUGGUGGUGGUGGCAGUGGAGGCUACGGUGGAGACAGAAGUGGAGGCUAUGGUGGAGACCGAAGUGGUGGCUACGGAGGAGACAGAGGUGGCAGUUAUGGAGGCGACAGAGGUGGCUAUGGAGGCGACAGAGGUGGCUAUGGAGGCAAAAUGGGAGGAAGAAACGACUACAGAAAUGAUCAGCGCAACCGACCGUACUGAUGACUGUUUCAAAUACUCCUUUGUCUCUGACAUGAUCCAUGAGGAAUUGUCAGAGUGUGCCUGCUGCUUUCCUC
Molecule: messenger RNA, 1876 nt
Organism: Mus pahari (shrew mouse)
Lineage: Eukaryota; Metazoa; Chordata; Mammalia; Rodentia; Muridae
Gene: Taf15
Product: TATA-box binding protein associated factor 15
Exons: 16
Coding region: 99-1802 (567 amino acids)
Biological process (GO): regulation of DNA-templated transcription
Cellular component (GO): nucleus
Molecular function (GO): RNA binding; transcription coregulator activity
Source: RefSeq, a predicted model, not a curated record